AAUAAAUCCUGAAUAAACACUCAAUGAAUCUUUUAAAAUCUUUAAUAAAUUUCCUUAAAAAAUACCCAACAGACCUCUUAAAGAAAACUUAUUGUGGAGGCCAUUGGACUCACCGGAAACUGAGCAUGGAGAUGACUCCAAAUUCCGAGCCCCCAGAGGGGUGCUUGAUGUUUGAUGGCCGGCGGGAGGAUUAUCAGCCAGCUGCUAUUGAUUCCGGGUUCUCCGGGAAUCCUGUUAAUCAAGUAAAUACAUUUAAUGAGACUGGUGGGAUUAGCAGCUUCCGUGAAGGACCAAAUAACAGAGAAAGUAAAGGUGGAAGGAUGGAGAAGGAAGUAAAAGAAAGAAUUGCAUUUAGAACAUGGUCAGAUUGUGACAUACUGGAGGAUGGGUACGAGUGGAGGAAAUAUGGAACGAAGACGGUGCUGAACAGUCCAUAUCCAAGGUAAGAAAAAAGAGUUGUAUAAAAAAAUUUCAAACGCACUAUAAAAAAGGUCUGCUUUUAUUGAGAAUUUAUGAAAUUCAAGCACUAAAAAUUGUUUUUUAAU
Molecule: messenger RNA, 545 nt
Organism: Rubroshorea leprosula
Lineage: Eukaryota; Viridiplantae; Streptophyta; Magnoliopsida; Malvales; Dipterocarpaceae
Source: the annotation of a GenBank genome assembly